Molecule: messenger RNA, 1814 nt
Organism: Medicago truncatula (barrel medic)
Lineage: Eukaryota; Viridiplantae; Streptophyta; Magnoliopsida; Fabales; Fabaceae
Exons: 2
Coding region: 534-1385 (283 amino acids)
Molecular function (GO): zinc ion binding
Source: RefSeq, a predicted model, not a curated record
AAUGAUUCAAUUGUAGUACUCAUUACUCAAACACCUUUUCUAAUUCUUUACUGUUUUUCUUAGUUCUUUUCUUCACCUAACACCGCUCCUAUAUUUCCCUUUUUAACCAAUCAUCAUUCUCAAUUUCUAUUUUUUUGCAUAAACCAAACCACGCAUGUUUUAUCUUGCGUGGCUUGGAUUGGAUUCAGGUUCAUUCAAUUCAACUUGUUUGGAAAAUUCAAUAUUUUCAGUCAAACCCUUUCUCUCUGCAUAUGUUUCAGGUUUUUUUUUCCUUGUCUUCAAUAUCAUAGGUUACAUAGGUUUCAGUUUUUGUUUCCUUAAAAAAUGAAACUUUUUAAUGUUAUCUGAGAUUGUGUCUCAAAUCAGGAAGUGGGUCAUUGAAAAAUAUAAUUUUUUCAAUUUUAUUUGAUCACAUUGUUUAUUCUAUGUAAUAAAAAAGAGAUUUUUUUGCUUGAUUUUUGGUGAGGUUUGUAUUGUUUUAUGUAAUUUUUGUUAGGAGUUUGUUUAAGGUUUGAGAGUUGAAAGGAUUUUCAAUGGGUCUAGAUGAGAGUGAAGUUAGAGUUGAGGUUUUGGAUUCGGUCCGUGACGUGAUUGAUGAGAAUUUGAGUAAUUUGCUUGAAGGGGUUGGAGAAGUUGGAACUUCAAGAGAGGUUGAUAAUGAUUCUGGAUCCAAUAAGGUGGAGGAUGAGGAAGUUAAGGUUCAGGAAAAGUGUGAUGAAUUGGUUAUGGUUGAUCAAGGAACUAGUUGUAAUUCAAGCAAUUUGGUGAAUCAAGAAGUGGUUGAGAGAGUGAUUGUAAUAGAGUCUGCUCAUGUUCAGAAUCAGUGUGUUAAUGGAGAGGAGAGGAAAUUAGAAGCAAAAGCUGAUGAGUCAGGGCUUAGUUUGGUUUCGAUGAAAGUGCCGAAAGGGGUGUCUGAAACUGAUAAAGAUUUAUGUGUGAUUGAUAUGAAGUGUAGCAGCCACAAAGGGUUUUAUGAGAGUUCACAAGGUGAAAGGGUUUGUAGGAUUUGUCAUCUGGCUUUUGGGCAGGCAUCGGAUGCAACGGCUGUUGAAAAUGCUAGUGCUGCAAAUGGAGAUUUAAUUCAGCUCGGUUGUGCUUGUAAAGAUGAGCUUGGCAUUGCACAUGUUCAUUGUGCUGAGGUGUGGUUCAAGCUUAAGGGAAACAGGUUAUGCGAAAUAUGCGGCGAGACUGCAAAAAAUGUUUCGGGUGUUGCCAGUAAUGGAUUUAUGGAAGAGUGGAAUGAUAGAAGAUUCAUGGAAAAUGACGAUAACUCAUCCCGCAGGUUUGGUGGAUGCUGGCGAGGACAGCCAUUUUGUAAUUUCUUAAUGGCGUGCCUGGUAAUAGCUUUCAUUCUGCCAUGGUUUUUUCAUGUAGAUAUGUUCUAGCUUGGGAAUCAAACACUUAUAAUUCUUCCCUUUUCAAUUCUUCAUACCUACUAAUAUAGUGAGUGAAUGAGUGGUUCAAAAAGUGACACAUUAUCAAAUUUUAGUGUCUGCCCAGAAGAUUUGAAAUUCGCUGCUUGAAUAUACGUUACGAGCUUGAUAAGCGAUCGCCAAAUUGUUUCUUUCCAUUAUUUGGAGUAUAUGUAUAUGUUGAUGGUCUGACGUAAAUGGUAAUAUAUUUGUUUUUCAUUUUUGUUUUGAAAAUACAAACAGAUAACAUAUUUAAAAUUUGGCGGGGAUAGAUCUUACUUGUGUAAGAAUUAAGCAGAGAACUCUUGAGUUGUGAUCAUGAGAAGUGUCUGUAUAUUUCCUUCUUUCUUAUGUAGUCAUUUGGCAAAUUUCAAAUUUACAAGCAGAGUUUAUAUGUGUGUA